GACGUUGCUUGCAUACUUAAUAUGCUGCGAAACCUUGAUCGAUGCUUGAUUCACCGUCCACAGGUUGCACUGAACAUCACCGUGCCGAUGAUGGGACCAAGCUGCAGGUCCGCACUGCUACGCCGGUACGCGAUGUCUCGGCAGCUAUUCGCGUUUCCGGACUUCGUUCAAACCGAAUACUGCCAGGAGCCAUGCGACGAAGAAUUCCAGGCCAAGCACACAAUGUCGCCGACCAACAAGUCUUUCUUUGGCCAGAUGAGCAUCGAGAAGGCCGAAGACGAGGAGGCUGUCGAGCUGGACGUCUCCGAGUUCAAGAGGGUCGAACGACCGGGAACGAACAUCAAACUCAUCUGUCCAGGCGUGUUGGGCCCCGGCGCAGCAGUGACGUGGUUCCACAACGGCUCUAAGCUUCGCCCCACGUGGAGCCGCGUGUCCCUGAGCGCCGAGAGCCAGGAGGUUCUGUUCAAGCCACUCAAGGAACGCGACGCGGGCAUCUACGAGUGCACUGUCAUGGGCGUCAAGAUGGGACACCUCGAAUUAUACGUGAAGAAGGCAAAGAAAAGACGAGCCUUGGGCAUGUCCGACGCCUCCUGGUUCACUCUCGUCACCGUACUGGUCAACUUUUGCGCCUAUCUGGCAGUCGUGUCCGCCAACUGGAACCAGCACUACAGGAGGCUCGAGAUACAGGAGUACUUGGCCGCGAAGAGGGCCGAGAAGCAUCAGGUCUCGUGAAUUUCGAAAAACGGACCCAAAUAUUUUACAUGCCGACACAAUGGAAACGGUCAAGACACAGUUAUCGCACUCACUACUCAUACAAGACGGAAUAGUGUUUCUGUAAACGAUGUGCAAUGUCGGAGGCGGCUGCGCGCAUGCGCAUGCUUACUGCCGCGCCCCCUGUCGUCACACGUUCCACCUACUGAAGCCGCAUGCCCCUUUAAAGGUCUCCCGUCUAAGAGACUCCCUUUUAAUGCAGCAGUUAUCAUAUAGAAAUCGGCGUCAAUUGGCGCAUGUUUGUAACAGUUAGGUCUAGAACAGAUUUGACUUAAUUUCCAUGGUGUUAUGCAAAGUUCUGCCAUUCUCAGUGCGUACUAGAGGACAAGAUGAAGACAUCUAACACCUCAGCCGGAAUACAUAUCAUCGAUUCACAAAACGCUGAAAGCCGCGCUCUGUAGACGAAAUAAAAAGACCAAUCUGUUUCUUUCUUCAUUUGUGCUCUUUAGAUUGUACUUUUUGCAUAAGUAUUAUAUGUUUCGCUCCCUCUCACACAUGCAACGAUAGAGCAAAAAGAAUAGAAAAAAACAAGCAAUGCGAUUUCAGUUCCGUGCGCGUUGUAAGUGAGAGAAUAGAAAAACACAAGUCGCACUUUCACACAUAUUUAAUGCAAAUUUUUAUAUACAUACAAAAUAUUCAAAAACACCGUAGACGAUAUAACAUUCACAUCAGUCGCUCUUCGAUAGCUUUCUUCCCCAGCUCGCACUGCCCAAUACAAAUGCACGUAAUAAUAAUAAUAAUAAUUACAAAAGAACACGCAGAGGUGGAGCGAAAAAUUUCCAUGCUUGGAAAGGAGUUUCGUUUCUGCUGUUGCACAUCUUCCCAUAUUCCUCGCACGAGUAAUAUCACCCGUCGAGGUAUAAGCAAAACGACGGUUGCUCGCAGGCGCGUUUGUUACUGGAUUCCAGCAACACGUUCGCGUAACAAUACAAAAAAAAUGUAGUGAGAAAGAAAACGGGG
Molecule: messenger RNA, 1731 nt
Organism: Rhipicephalus sanguineus (brown dog tick)
Lineage: Eukaryota; Metazoa; Arthropoda; Arachnida; Ixodida; Ixodidae
Exons: 5
Coding region: 22-732 (236 amino acids)
Source: RefSeq, a predicted model, not a curated record